CCCGAACCAGAAAACCAAGAAGUAGAGACUGAAGACACUUCUUAAACGAAAGCACUUCCUUUUUCGCUUUUUAAAACAUGCUGUUCGUGUACUACUACUGUAUUUACACAGGAUCGCUCCUAACGUCAACUCCUUCUGAGUGAUGAACCUUGACACUGCAGUGGCAAAUUCGGCUGAUUAUAACUGGACUUUUCAGGUUCAUGCUGGGAUUAGUUCAGAUUAGUAAUGGUGGAAGCGGAUGGUUGUAAUUCUUCUUUGACAGCAAUUAGGCUUUCGCGUGUUUCCCUCGUGGACGACCUGGAAGGGAGGAUUGACUCUCUGCUAGAGAUCAUGGUGAGUCAGGAAGUGUUCACUCGUGAUGACCGUGAGGAGGUGUUGUGUCGGCUGGGGCCCCGGGCCAGAGUACGAAAGGUGUUGGAUAUCCUGGGGUGCAAAGGCGAAGAAGCAGCCAGGAUUUUUCUCUCCGUCAUCCGUCAUCAUCAGCAGGAGUCCGAGGUGCACAUUAAAGAGGGCAACGCGCAUCAGGCUCCUUCUGUGGACUACAACAAUGUGAAGCAGAAGCACAGAGACAUCCUGAGGCGCAGGAGUGAGAGCAUGCUCUCCUGCAACAGUCGGCACGGAGAGAAACUCCUCUUUUCUGAACAUUACGUCAACCUUCUGCUUGUGGAGGGACACCAGGGCCUGGAGCUCAAAAGACACGAGGUGCUGACGUUCGGACAAAGGCGGCUGUCUCUGCAGCAGAACUCGGCCGCGCACAGGAAAAUCACACCGGCCCAGCUCUUUUCAGGCCCAAGCGGAAAGCAUCCGGUCAGGAAGGUUCUGGUGACCGGCGUGGCCGGUAUCGGCAAAACCAUUCUGGUCCAGAAGAUGCUGUUUGAUUUUGGCAGAAACCGAGGACAUCCGGCGUUUGAUUUCGUGAUCCACAUGUCUUUCAGAGACCUGAACCUGAUCGACAAACCCACGAGCUUCCAGCAGCUGGUCCUGCGUAAGAACAGACACCUUGCUAAGGAGCUGGAUCACAUUUUGGCAAACGAUAAGAAGCUGCUGAUCAUCUUGGACGGCUUCGAUGAAUUCAGACACUACAGGAGCUGUGACUUGGACGUGUUUGUGACUGAGCCGGAUGAGGACGCGGAGCUGGUUGAGGUCAUCGGGAGUCUGAUGCUGGGUGAGCUGCUCCCCAACGCGUCCGUCGUGCUCACCAGUCGACCGGCAGCGAUAAACCACAUCCCCGUGGGCUGCGUCGACCGCUUCGUGCUCAUCACCGGCUUCUCCUUGGACGAGGUGCAAGACUUCUUCCUGCGUUACUUCCAGGACAGCGGCCUCGCCGGCAGGAUGUUCGCCGUCGUAUCGUCAAAUGAACUGAUGCUGACGCUGUGCUACAUCCCUGCAUUCUGCCACAUCGUGUGCUGUAUCCUCAAAGAGAGCACGAAUCUCGGCAAAGACGUUCCCAAGACCAUGACCGAUAUCUACGUGCAGUACCUCGUGGCCUUGCUUCGCUCUCACACUCAGGCUAGAGCUGGAGCCGGUCCGGCGCCGGGUCCGGGCGCCGCGGGGCAGCUGUCGGACACAGUGCUGAAGCUGGGUCGACUGGCCUUCCAGAAGCUGAUGGAGCAUCAGACCCUGUUCUACAGCAGCGACCCAGACGUGGCGGCGCUGGAGGGAUGCGGCCUCGUGAGCACCUUCCUGGACAAGACGGUCGCACAGGAGCCCGGCUGCACGGAGGACGUCUACUCCUUCGCGCACCUCACGGUCCAGGAGUUCUUUGCUGCUUUGUACUGUGCAGUGACUGAUCACCCUUUGCCCGACGCACUGAAGCACACGGAGAGCCCUGAGAAGCACACAAGCAGUGGGCAUUUGGACCUUUUCAACCGCUUCCUGUCUGGGAUCCUGUCCGAACGCAACAUCGGCCUCCUGUCGAGGCAGGUGGGGCUGUGCUGCAGCAGAGACAAGGUGGACGCCUACGUCCAGAAGAUCAGCCGAGAGCUUACGAUGCUGUGUGACAACGGGGCCCACAUCCUCAACCAUCUACACUGCCUCUUUGAGCAACAGAACCCCUCCUUAGUAGACGCUGUGCAACCAGCCAUGCUCAGGAUUAACGUGAGCGACGAAACGCUCGCUCAGAUGGAUUAUAAUGCCAUUAAGUAUUUCCUGAACCUCUCAAUGGGUAAAAUCUCAGAGCUGGAUCUGACGGGGACUGGAAUAAGCUGCGAGGCACUGAGUGACCUCCAGCCCCUGCUGCUGAGAUGUGAGCGUCUUUGGCUCGGAGAAAACAACCUCACUAUGGACUCAGUUCAAGUCGUCGCUGAUGUUCUGCGAGAGUCUGAAAACUUAACCCAACUAGGCAUUGGAUGGUCAAAUGUUGGUGACGAUGAACUCUUGGUUAUGUCCACUGCCAUACGAAUGAAGAAUAAGCUUGAAGACUUAUGGAUGGAGGGAAACCACGUGACCAACAAAGGUCUGCAGUCACUCAAGGACUUGAUCUCACUGAAAAAAGUUGUAGCCAUAUGGAACAACCUGACUGACACAGAGUCCUUGUGCACCCAACAAAACAUUACUGUGAGCUUCACGGACAGCGACAUGUGGGGAGACUGGGGCACCUGGGUCCUCAAACGGUGUGAGGUCAGCAGCAACGAGAAGCUAGUGAAGGUUCUGCACAAAGUGUGCAACGUGUCGGUCCACUGCCUGGAAACCCAGUGGGCCGUGAGCUUUUACAAGGAGCUGUCAAAGCUGGUCAAGCACAGGAUCGAGCUCUGCACUGAAGAUGAUAUAUGCAGGAAACUCCAGUGGUUCGAGAGCAUUUUGAACCUAAAAUAAUACAGAUAUUUUGUUGUGGACAAUGGGUGGAGCGGCACUAAAGCACUUUUUAUUUAUAACUUAUCAUGUAUAAUCAUCUAGUAGUUUAAAGAUGAUGAAGGCAUUGUGUCUCAGCAGGUCAAAACCACGCAAUGGAAGAACGGGUUUAAUAUCUAAUUUUUGUUGACGGGAUAAACAAUUGAUAUAGUACUAAAAACCUAUUAAAUGAAAUAAGACUUAAAAUAACAUUUCACAAAACAAAAACAGUAAUUGGCCCGUACGGGGAUCGAACCCGCGACCUUGGCGUUAUUAGCACCACGCUCUAACCAACUGAGCUAACCGGCCAUGCUUCCCUGUCGCUAUACACCAAAUUUACACAAAGACCUAUAUUUCACCGCGACUGUGAUGUAUGUGUGCUUCUGGUUUGAUGCUUCAGAAUAAAUUAUUUUUCUGUCUGUAAAAAGUGUGUCAUGCCAACAGUUUUCUUGUUAAUCAUGUUUUUCUUGUUUGUUGUCAACAAAUAAACUAAAACGGACUUAUCUGUU
Molecule: messenger RNA, 3338 nt
Organism: Betta splendens (Siamese fighting fish)
Lineage: Eukaryota; Metazoa; Chordata; Actinopteri; Anabantiformes; Osphronemidae
Product: NLR family CARD domain-containing protein 3-like
Exons: 6
Coding region: 226-2814 (862 amino acids)
Biological process (GO): regulation of apoptotic process
Source: RefSeq, a predicted model, not a curated record